AUGAAACUGCUAAAAGAAUCGCACAGUCUUUUACAAUCCAAAUAUUUUGAAUUAUUAUCCAAGGAAAAGAAAUUAGAAAGGUCUAUCGAUGUUGAUACUAUCACCUUGUUAAAGACAAAAAUUGAGCUUCAAAAUUAUACGACGCUUUUGAAAAGAUCCUUUGGCCUUCAAGGGGAUGCUUACGUGGCCAUGGAAAAUACUGAUUUGGCUGCUUAUGCAUAUGCAAAUAGUGACAAACCUAUGGCAGAUAUUUUCAACAAACUUUCUGUGAGAGAAGAAUCAUUGCUGUUAUUUUUAGAGCAUAUUUUGUUUGAUAAGGAGAAUCACUGGUCAUUAGACAACCUUUCAGAAGAUUUAGGAAAUCAAAUUCUUACUAUUUACAAACAACGAAUUCCUCACACGUUAUCUACUGUGAUAUUGGCUAACAGUUUCCCUUACUCAAAGAAUCAUGCUCUAGCUCUAUUGGAAGAAAUUAAUUUAGAAUAUGUGAAAGCUCAACAAUUAACAUUGUCACGAUUUGAAGAACACUCGAUUGAAAAGAAUGAUAUAUAUCCACAACAAAAUGAACAAGUCCUGUCCUGGUUUGAAAUUAUGCCUAAGGACGCCAUGGUACUCGCAUUACUUCAUCUGCAAACUGGUAACGAGGAAAAAGCUGUUGCAAUUUUCAAGUCCGUGGAAAGCCAUAUUCUUGUAGAAUUUAUAGUUUUAAAUCCAUCAUUGCUGUUACCAAAUGCCACCGUUGAAAAAUAUUCCAAGUUGGCCAUUGUGUUCAGAAAGUAUUUCCCUUGGUGUCUUGUUGAAUCCAUAAAUCGACUAACAGCAAGCAAUUCGUGCCCUUUAAGCAAUAACCAAGUAUUGGACUUACUGAAAGAAGAUAAUUCGCAAAUUUUUGACCAUGUAGAGACGCCCUUAACUUCUCUUCUUAUGCAACAAACGUAUCUUUCCACAUGUUUAAUUUCCAGUGACCUAUCCAAUGAAUCCAUGCUUAAAGAGAUUGGAAUCAAACUCAUGCAAGUUUUUGUAGAAGAGCUCGUACAUAUUACCUCUCUUCUGAAAGAAACAAAUAUCAACGGUUUGGUCAAUGAAACCAAGAAGAAAGUGUUGGAGUUGCACUCGCCAACCAUGACCUCUUCCACUCAGUCCCCAAUAGUCAUUAGUGAUUCGGGUGAAAGGUUGCAACCUCAAACCCAAAAUUUAUUCUCUUACAUGGAGAAUCUGAAUGAAUUGAGACAAUAUUGCUCAUUCCUUCAUUACUCGUUAAUACCGUUUAGAGAAAAUCUAGAUUGGCUUCGAAAAUUUGUGAAUUACGAAUUUAACAGAAAUCAAACAGAGUUGAGUAUUCUCUCCGAGUCGAAAGACAUCUUAUCAGAGAAGUAUAGUGAAAUUCUGAAUUUUUUGGACGAACUUUCCAUUUAUGAAAGCACUUUACUUUCCAUCACUGAAAAUGAUCCCUUAUUCCUAUUAGUUCACAUCUUGCAAAAUGCACAAGGAUUAAUCUGCUAUUUUUCUCAAUUCCUGUCGACCAAUAGAACUGAAAUAUUUUCUCAAUUUGUUGAAGUCAUUCAGAUCCAUGAAGGGAAAUUUAUUGGCUUCGAUAAUUUAAAAUUACUUUGCAUGAUGGUCUCCAAGCAAUUUAAACAAGCCAUUGAACGGUUAUUGAUCCUAUUGGGUCACGGAAAACAAGAAGAUGAUGCUCUUGAUGUAUUAUUUGGAUUCAUUGAAAGUCGCUGUAGCACUCUCAAUGAUUGGAAAGAUGUUUUGGAUUUGAUCUUUUCACAUUUGAGAGGGCAUGAACAAGCCAAUCAUGAUGCUUCUCAUUCUGUGUCACCUAUGUUUUUGUAUUCACUUCUCGAUAGAAUUUUGAAACUUUUAGCUCAUUCAUGCACGCCAGAUGAUUUCCUUCCUCUCAUUCCACGGAACGGAAGCAUGAACUUUUUCUAUCGCUAUAUUCAAAUGUGCUUUUCUCACUUUUCCUUAUUGACAUCUCCAUUCAACCACAACACCACCUACUUGACAUCUUCUACCAAUUCUCCGUUUGAAAUUUUGUGA
Messenger RNA from Naegleria fowleri, 2049 nucleotides. RefSeq lists its product as uncharacterized. The transcript has a single exon. The record is from RefSeq and is a predicted model, not a curated record. The coding region runs from base 1 to 2049 and encodes 682 amino acids. Gene Ontology annotation, cellular component: cytoplasm. NCBI's taxonomy places the organism in Eukaryota, Heterolobosea, Eutetramitea, Acrasida, Naegleriidae. Gene Ontology annotation, biological process: organelle organization.